CUAAAUGUGUUUAUUGCCUAACAAACAGACCCCAAAACGCAGCCGACAACACAAGUAAUUCCUUCUCUCUCACAGGAAUCUGAGGUUUCAGCAAUGGACUCUCUCUCAGCAUCAAACGGUAGCUUUACUCUUGACCUUUUCAAAAAGCUGAAUGAAUCUUUUAAAGGCAAAAACAUUUUCUUUUCCCCUUGGAGUAUUUCAUCUGCUCUGGCCAUGACUUAUGUGGGGGCAAAAGGUAACACUGCAACGCAGAUGGCUGAGGUGCUUCAUUUUAAGAAAACUACAGGAACCGGAGGCUGUUUGCAGGUGACAAGAACUUCUCGUGGGAGGCCAAAGAAAAGGAAGAUGGAAUCUGAGGACUGCAAAGCUGAAGACAUUCAUUCUGAGUUCCAGGCAUUAAUCUCUUUAAUCAACAAACCCCAAACUUCUUAUUUGCUUAAAACUGCCAACAGACUGUAUGAGGAACAGACCUUCCAAUUCCAUAGUGGAUACGUAGAAUUCGUUAAAAACUAUUACCAUGCAGAGCCCCAAGCAGUUAACUUUAAAAAAGCUGCAGAACAAGUCAGAAAAGAAAUCAAUUCCUGGGUUGAAAGCCAAACUGAGGGGAAAAUCCAGAACCUGCUGCCUAGAGGUUCUGUUGAUCCCAACACCGCACUGGUCCUGGUUAAUGCCAUUUACUUCAAAGGAAAAUGGGAAAAGAGAUUUCUGAAUGAAAACACAUCUGAGAAUCUCUUCAGAUUGAGCAAGACCAAGACUAAACCGGUGCAGAUGAUGUUUCUAAAAGAUACAUUUCCAAUAUGCUACUUGGAAACAAUGAAGGUCAAAAUUGCUGAGCUUCCAUACGUUAAUAAUGACCUUAGCAUGCUCAUCCUAUUACCAGAUGACAUUGAGGAUAAAUCUACUGGUCUGGAACAGCUAGAGAGGGAAUUGACCUAUGAGAAGUUAUCGAAGUGGACCAGCCCAGAAAUGAUGAAGACAACUGAAGUGGAGUUGUUUCUGCCCAGGAUCAAGCUGGAAGAGAGCUAUAACCUCAAGUCCACUUUGAGCAAUAUGGGGAUGAAAGAUGCCUUCAGUCAGAGCCAAGCUGACUUCAAAGGGAUGUCUGAGCAUAAUGAUCUGUUUUUGUCACAAGUUUUUCACAAAUCCUUUGUUGAGGUCAAUGAAGAGGGCACUGAGGCUGCAGCUGCCAGUGCAGUCGUUGUAGUAGUGAGAUCAUCUUUAAAUCACGUAAGAUUUAAGGCAGAUCACUCUUUCCUCUUCUUUAUCAGACACAAUAAAACCAACAGCAUCCUCUUCUUUGGCAGAUUCUGCUCCCCCUAGAAUGUAUUACUCUCUGCUACCAAAUAACAUCAUUUGCUCACCGUGCAACUAGGAAAUACAAAUUGAAACCUGAAAUUCAAAGCUUAGGUCUAGUUCUUGCUUUUAGUUAGAGCCCUGAGCAUAAGCUGCCUCCGUCAGGAGUAGCCUCAGAAGUAAUUGUGCCUCAGAGACACACACUGAGGCACAUUUUCUCCUGUGCUCCUCUGCUGUACUGAGCAGACAGUAAUCUACUGCAGCCCCUUACAGAGUGCAGCAUACUAUCCACUGCACUGAGACUGCUCUCCUGGCUAGUGUUAUGGGGGCCAGAGUCAUGGCUCUGUAGCCUCUGUCCCUCCCCACUCAUUUGUUCACAGGACAGGAGAAUACAUCUCAGCGUUCAUGCCAUGACCGCAUCACCAUACCUGCAGACAAGAUGGGGGCAGGUCUAAAGCAGUCAUGCAGAAUGAUUUGGGGGAGGAGGAGCUCUUAAUCUCUGCUACUGUCGCCCAUGGACACAUUAGACCCAGUCACAGUCAAGUGCUUAAUAAUUAAGUCUCUUCUUCGCACGUAUUGCAGGUCUGUAUACAAAGGGUAACAGAAAACACAUUAAAGUUCUGUUUGCAAAUCCCAGGCAUAACAAUGCCAGUUAAUGAUAGCGAUUCAGCAUUAACUCUGAAUUUCAUAAUAUUUGCCUUGAGUUUAUUUAUGAAGUUUUUCCCACCCAAAAUAUAUUUUCUUUUGUUCUUUAAGAGUGUUAAAAUAGAAAUUUAACCUCAUCACAUACUGACCACAACAUUCUAUUUGGAACUAUGCCAUUCUGUCUAAAUGACAGAUGCUCGAUCAUUUAGAAGUCAGUCUGCUGGACAUACAUUGUACAUUCAUAAGUGCUAAAAGAGUUCUUCAAUCAGUAACAACACUGCUCAUAGAAGCAUAGGAAAAUCAACAUUAGGCCAAAUCCUCCACCCAUUGAUUUCAUUAGGAGUGUGAUUUGGCUGACUAAAGUGUUAUCACAUAGACCGUAACGAGUUUGUUAGAGAUUUUAUUGUCUGACGUGUAAUAAACUUGGAAGUGUACAAACACAUUACAUAUCUUUAGUUUAAAUUUUCACUUUGAAAAUUAACAUUUUGGAAAUUAUUGUAAUUUCAUAAAAUCUAAGGCAAAAGCAUGUGAAAUUCAGUGCUCCCUAGAGGCUCUUUAAACUAAACAUUUAUAUUUACUAAGACCAUCCUUUACCUCCCUAAGGGCCCAAUUCAGUUUUUACUGAUGUUAGAGGAAGGACUCUGGAUGAGGCACUAAACAUUCUGCCAAUGCUCUCUGACAAUGUUGGCACAGAGUCAGUGAACUGGCCUAGCCUCCCCAGCCAGUGAACUUGUCAUCUUUGUCCAUUUCAUGACCUGCUGCUGUUUCUAGAGGGCUAUGCAGGUGUGUCAUGUUGCUCAUACUAAUGUUUGUUCCCGUGCCUGACUUUUUUAAAAUAUUUGUAAAUUAGAUUGUCUAACAAUUCUGAUGGGCACAACUGAUAUGAAAACUUUCACCAGCAUGCCUCCUGUCUGUCUAUAUGUCCAUGAGCAUUAUAAUCUAAAACCUGCAGCAUUCAAACAACAGUCAUGUGUUGUUAAUGUAAUUACUGGUUGUAAUUUGCACCCAUUCCUAGAUACCUGUAUCACUAAUAAAGUAGAAAAAAUAGACUUUCAUUUCAAGAAUGCAGUUUAGCAAAGAUAUUCCUGUUAUUUACCCAAAUUCCAAUGUGCUUUUAGCUGAUAUUUUACUCCAUAACUCUAGUAUGUGACUUGCACUUAAAGCAAUAAAAAAACACAGUGAUUAUGUUUCUAUAAUUCAAAUUGGUGAUUUAGUUGAUUAUAGAUAGUGGGGGGUUUGCAGAGCAGGGGAGUUGUCAAUACUGUUUUGUUAUGCUAUGAUAGUCUAAGCACUCUUAAUAUUUACAGUAUGUUUUCAUUGUUACCAUUCCAAAAUGAUCGUCAUUUAACUAGGGUUGAUUAUGCCCAGUGCUUAAUUUGUAAUGAAAGAGGUGCCAGGGCUCAACAAUUUUUUUUUUUUUUACAUACAUAACAGAUUCAGCAAGCCCAGAGGUGCCGGAGCUGUGAACUGCCAAGCCUAGAGGUGCCGGGGCUCAGCCCUGGAAAAAUCUGGCACAAAUUAAGCACUGAUUACGCUCAGCUGAGAUUUUUAAAAAUACCAUUUUCUUUGUCUGCAUUAGGCUGCAAAAUGGUGUUUAAAAUCAUGUUAUUUAAAAUGUUAGCUAAUACAUUUGGUAAACACAUCUCCUUUUCCGAGUCUAGACAAGGCCUUAGUAACUUGCUUCUAUGAAUCUGCCGGGAGCAGCAUGUAUGAAAUUUAACCCUAACAGAACAACUCAAACCAGCAAAGAAGGCAGUGUGUGCAAACUUCACUGAACAUAACUAGCUCACUAAUACAAAGAAAAAAAGUAAGUAUUUCUCUAUAUGAACCCAAAUACAUAUAUAUAUAAAUACAGAUUCAGACAACAAACCAAAUUCAUGGCAUGUACACUGAAGCCAGUGAAUUUGAAUUCUAUUACUGCAGGCCUUAGUUUGGCCCAGAUUAGAUGCUGAAAUUUGUUUGUUUUGUGACAACUGCUUGUGACACCACUGGACCCGAGUUUUAUUUGUUCAGCUGCUUAACAAAUCUGUUUUCACAGUACACCUGUACUAGAGACACAGAUGCUGACCAGAACUAUUUGUCUAAGCCAGCAGGGAGUAUGCUACCUGAAAGAAAUACUGUAAAACUGAUUAUACCAAAACAAAAAUUAAUAAAUCUUACUUUUCUAGACGAGUGUACACAUCCACAUAAAAUAUCACAAUGAACCAGUUGUGCUCCUCCCUUGCAAGUGAAAAAUACUCUCUAUGUACAAGUAUCGGGGGUAGCCGUGUUAGUCUGUAUCCACAAAAACAAGGCGUCCCGUGGCACCUUAAAGAGUAACAGAUUUAUUUGGGCAUAAGCUUUCGUGGGUAAAAAAUCUCAGCUGAAGAAGUGAAGUUUUAGAAGUGAGGUAUUUUACCCACGAAAGCUUAUGCCCAAAUAAAUCUGUUAGUCUUUAAGAUGCCACCAGACGCCUUGUGGUUCUCUAUGUACAGUUUACACAAUAUACAUUUGCAGCCAAACCCACCUGACUACAUUCCCCUUUCCGCUCCUGUCUAUACAAACGAAAAUAGAUUUUCUUUUCCACGCGCAUCACUGUCCUUCGGUUUUAAGGCGUAAUUAAUUAUUAUCAUUAUUAUUAUGCAUUAGAUCUUUUGUUCUGGUAGGGAAAAAAAGUGACGGGGGGGGUCACCGAAUUUACAGCACAGCCUAGAGGUCCCUAUCAAGCCCCUCUCCCCGCCUGAAUCGUUCCAGCACGUCUCUCCUCCAUCCAGAUCUCUGUUCACCCCUCUCCUCCGGCAGCGCUAGUGGGGGCUUGGAAAUUGGGGCCACGUUUAAACUUAUUAGGCAAAAGGCAGAGAAAGGGCACCAAGGUUCUCUCAGCACGAGCAAUGAGCGUGUGCACACGCUCGGUAGUAGGGCAGCCUCGGGCAACGCGAUUGCAAGCUUUUCGUGGGCUUUAGCCCACGAAAGCUUAUGCUCUAAUAAAUUUGUUAGUCUCUAAGGUGCCACAAGUACUCCUGUUCUUUUUGCGAUUGCAAGUAACUCUGCCGGAUAA
Malaclemys terrapin pileata is the source of this 4975-nucleotide messenger RNA. RefSeq names its product serpin B10-like. Gene Ontology annotation, biological process: negative regulation of endopeptidase activity. The transcript is spliced from 8 exons. Lineage: Eukaryota; Metazoa; Chordata; Testudines; Emydidae. The record is from RefSeq and is a predicted model, not a curated record. Gene Ontology annotation, molecular function: serine-type endopeptidase inhibitor activity. Bases 94 to 1320 code for a protein of 408 amino acids.